AUGAUACCAGGCUUUUCCUCAAUCUUCAUCUACUCGGCCGGGUGGUUGACACGUUUUCUCGGCCAUUUCCGGCAGGCAUUAAUGAUGUAUCUGAACGUGGAUUUGCUGUUCAGUAACGGUGACUAUUUUGCGGAGGCCACCGAGGCGAUGCCAUUUCUACAUGCUUGGUCACUGGCCGUCGAGAUGCAAUUCUAUUUGGUGGCCCCAGCCAUCUAUUUUAUGGCCAGCGUACGGUGCUCGAAACUGGGCCCUUUGGGUCUCUACGCAUUGACCGUUCUGCUAUUCGCAUCCCUAAUCUUCGACUAUCUCGUCAAUGCCGCAUAUUCCUUCUACUUUCCCUUUUCGAGGCUUUGGCAAUUUGCGGCCGGGAUGUUGGCCUGUGCUUUGUCGAAAGGAGAUGGCGAAGACUCGAAAGCAUCCACCAAAAUCGAGCUGAUCUCCGUAUUCACCGUGCCCUUCCUGUGUACCGUAUUCCUGCCCUGGGGGCAGCUGAUAGUUUUCGCAAAGGAGGCGAAAAUUGUGGUGACGCUGGCAGCGGCGGCGUUUCUGGGGACCUCGUCUUAUGGAAGUACUAUCGAUUGGUCGAGGGCUCGACUCGGAUAUAUUGCCGCAAUAUCGUAUGCGCUAUAUUUAAUCCACUACCCGGUGCUGCGGUACGCCGAAUAUUUGCAGCUGUAUUUCUUCCCCGGCACUUCCGUGUUGCUCGUCGCCCUUCCCCUCUCCCUCCUAUUGAGCAUCAUAAUCCAUGAGGUCUUCGAAAAACCCCAGCUACGCGCCGCUCCAAUUGACACCGCCAAAAAUAUUCUCCUGCCGCUGAUCGUUGGGCUGUUGUUCGCCCAAUUUUGGCCAAAUGCCGCUCAUCCAUUUCAACCGGAAGACAGCAACACAAAUAUACGAAACAUCGAGACGAAAUAUAAACUGGAGGGCGGCCAUUAUGUGGAUGAUGGCUUUUUGGAUGGACACUCGGUGUCACCACCGUUUGGACAUUACGAAUGGCUGAACAACACUGGCAACCUGAGCGUGGUUGUUGUCGGCAAUUCGUGGGCCAGCCAGCAGGCGCAUAUAGUCCGAGAGCUACUUCCUGAAAAUGUAACGUCAAGCAUGGACGCGUUCACUUUCCCAUCACGCGGUGUGAUAUGGCAUUAUUUGAAGGGCGGCACCGAGGUGUUUUGGCGUUUUAUGGAAAAGAAGCGACCGAAAAUCGUCUUCAUCGUGCAAAGAUACGUAGACGUGUUGGGCGAUUUGGAUGCGUACAGGCCAGGGAAUGACAACCUGCUGGAGAAAUAUAUGGACAGUAUCGAUCGACUGAGCAAAUUCGCCGACCACAUCUUCAUCCUUGGCCAUCAGCCGUUUGAUUGUAGCGAUGCGACGCACGAUUUUCUCAACCGAUUUGUGGAUCAUUUGAAUUUCGGCAAGGAUGUCGACAUGUUUAAUGAGCCGUAUAAUAAAACACAAUUUGACGCAAUUUCGGUGCGGCAGAGAUUGCGGGCUGUUUUGGAGAGGUGCCAGAAGUGUCAUUUAAUCGAUCCGGCGAUACCGUUUAUUGACGAAAACGCGCAUCUAAUCCGGACGUUCGACCCGGCGACUCGGCUGGCCUACCGCGAUAACGGGUGUCAUUUGACGCAUACCGGAAUUGAUCUCAUCACUGGUGUCUAUAGGCGUGUCGUACAAAAAGCGCUGGCUGGUUAUGUUUUU
Messenger RNA from Mesorhabditis spiculigera, 1695 nucleotides. NCBI's taxonomy places the organism in Eukaryota, Metazoa, Nematoda, Chromadorea, Rhabditida, Rhabditidae. The record is from the annotation of a GenBank genome assembly.